CUUUUCUUUGUUUCUAACUUCAUACUAAGUUUUUCCCGCCAAACUAUUAUUUUUGUGUAUUUACUACUUACAUUCAGGCAAAUUAUUUGAUUCAAAAUAAUAAUGGAUGUUGCGGGUAUUAAUAUUGUCCAAAGACAACACCGUGACGAAAUUGGGAUAAGGUGCCAGAAGCUAUUUCAGGAUUUUUUAGAAGAGUAUAAAGAAGAAGGCGAACUUAAGUAUUUAGAUCCAGCUUUGGAACUUCAAAACGAAGAACGCAGCACUAUUGAAAUAAGUUUCGAAGAUGUUGAAAAAUAUAAUCAGAAUCUUGCCACUACCAUCAUUGAGGAAUAUUUCAGAAUUUAUCCAUUCCUUUGUCAGGCCGUAGCCAAUUUCGUUAAAGAUAGAGCAGGACUUAAAACUGAAAAAGAUUGUUAUAUUAGCUUCAUGGAUGUGCCAACCAGGCACAAAGUUAGGGAACUUAAAACUGAUAAAAUUGGUACUUUAGUGAGAAUAUCUGGACAAGUUAUUCGUACUCAUCCUGUACAUCCUGAAUUGAUUUCCGGUACAUUUAGCUGCGUGGAUUGCCAAACCAUUAUUAAAAAUAUUGAACAACAAUUCAAGUAUACAAAUCCGACAAUCUGCCGAAAUCCUGUUUGCAGUAAUCGCCGAAAAUUUUUAUUAGAUAUAGACAAAUCACGGUUUGUAGAUUUUCAAAAAGUUCGAAUUCAAGAAACGCAAGCGGAACUACCAAGAGGAUGCAUCCCGAGGAGUGUAGAAGUCGUGCUCAGAGCCGAAAACGUUGAAACAGUUCAAGCUGGUGACCGUUACGAUUUCACUGGAACCCUCAUAGUGGUUCCCGAUGUUGGAGCUCUCGCCUUACCUGGUGGCAAAACCCAAAUUGGAGCAAGAAGUAGACGUCCGGAAGAAUCGGAAGGCGUUAGAGGACUGAAGGCCUUAGGUGUUAGAGACCUUCAUUAUCGUAUGGCAUUUUUAGCCUGCAGCGUUCAACCUACCAUUGCAAAAUUCGGCGGUAUUGAAAUGCCGUUGGGGGAAAUUACACCUGAAAUUAUGAAACAGCAAAUGACGGAAGGAGAGUGGACGCACAUGUACGAGAUGUCGCACGACAAGAACUUGUAUGUUAAUAUGAUUAACAGCUUGUUUCCAAGUAUACACGGGAACGAGGAGGUGAAAAAGGGGAUUUUGCUUAUGCUGUUUGGAGGAGUUUCGAAGACUACGAUAGAAGGUACUUCAUUAAGAGGAGACAUAAACUGUUGCAUCGUUGGAGAUCCCAGUACAGCCAAAAGCCAGUUCUUGAAACAAGUCUCCGAAUUUUCCCCUCGAGCAGUUUACACGUCCGGUAAAGCUUCUUCUGCAGCUGGUCUAACAGCAGCAGUCGUAAGAGACGAAGAAACGUCAGACUUCGUCAUCGAAGCCGGCGCUCUCAUGUUGGCAGACAACGGAGUCUGUUGCAUAGACGAAUUCGACAAAAUGGAACUCAAAGACCAAGUCUCCAUUCACGAAGCUAUGGAACAGCAAACCAUAUCUAUCGCCAAAGCGGGCGUUAGAGCUACAUUAAACGCUAGAACGUCGAUCCUAGCCGCAGCUAAUCCCAUCGGAGGACGAUACGAUCGCGCUAAAUCGUUACAACAAAACAUCAAUCUUUCAGCUCCGAUUAUGUCCAGAUUCGAUUUGUUUUUCAUCCUCGUAGACGAAUGUAACGAAGUUAUAGAUUACGCCAUCGCAAGAAAAAUCGUAGACUUGCAUUGCAACAUCGAGGAAAGCGUAGAAAAAGUUUACACGAAACAAGAAGUCUUGCAAUACAUCAGUUUCGCUAAAAAAUUCAAACCGAUUAUAAACAAAGAAGCGGGAAACUUGCUAGUUCACUAUUACAACAGAUUGAGACUGAGAGAUAGCACCAGUACGGGAAAAUCGACUUGGAGAAUAACCGUGAGACAAUUGGAAAGCAUGAUUCGACUUUCCGAAGCUAUGGCUAGAAUGGAUAUAUCCGAUGAAGUGCAGCCGAAGCACGUUCGCGAAGCUUACCGGUUGUUGAAUAAAUCCAUCAUUAGAGUAGAGCAACCCGAUAUUCAGUUGGGCGAUGAACAAGAGGAUGCUGUUGGUGAUAAGGAACCGAACGCACUUGAUACUCCCGAACCUUCUCAGACUCCCAAGAAAAAGAAGAUGGUGUUGAGUUUUGAGGAGUACAAAACGAUAAGUAAUAUGAUAGUUGUGCAUAUGAGGAAGGAAGAAACCAGAAUGGAAGCAGAGGGCAAAGAAGGAAUUCAUAGGAGCGAUGUAGUUGAAUGGUACCUAAACCAAGUAGCUGACCAGAUAGAAAACGAAGAAGAAUUGAUCGAAAAGAAAGAUAUGUUUGAGAAAGUUCUGGAUCGUCUUAUUUAUUCUGACCAAAUCAUCAUUCCUCUGACCCGGGUAGGAUUAAAAGGUUCAGAUCAAACCGAAGAAGAAGAAGAUCCGUUGGUGGUUGUUCAUCCAAAUUACAUCAUUGAAUAAUUUUGCACUUGAUUUUAAAUUAAUUUAAGUUUUUAUUAUUAGUAUUUUUAUUAUUAAAAGCAAUUAUUGGUAAAUAUUACACUAGUUUUAUAUAUUUAUUUUUUAUAACCAAACGAAGUA
This is a messenger RNA of Psylliodes chrysocephalus, 2613 nucleotides long. The record is from the annotation of a GenBank genome assembly. NCBI's taxonomy places the organism in Eukaryota, Metazoa, Arthropoda, Insecta, Coleoptera, Chrysomelidae.